Molecule: messenger RNA, 1659 nt
Organism: Zingiber officinale
Lineage: Eukaryota; Viridiplantae; Streptophyta; Magnoliopsida; Zingiberales; Zingiberaceae
Product: sphingosine kinase 1-like
Exons: 10
Coding region: 1-1503 (500 amino acids)
Biological process (GO): sphingosine biosynthetic process
Cellular component (GO): cytoplasm; membrane; intracellular membrane-bounded organelle
Molecular function (GO): kinase activity
Source: RefSeq, a predicted model, not a curated record
AUGGCGAACGAUCUCGCCGCUCCUUCGUUGGAGGAGAAGGUGCGGAUCGAUGGGUCAGUGGCGGAGGCAACCCUAGCGCCCGACGGGGCGCUGCGCUGGAGCUCCGACAACGGCGGAAAGUGGUGCCUCACCUUCGAUUCCGAGGUCCUAGGGUUCGAAACGGAGGGUGCUCGGAUCACCAUCCGGGCAUUCGUGGAGGCGUCCAAGGGGACGGCUUCCUGUGGCUCUCAGGGGGGCCUCGGGAGGCGGGUGAGGAGGGAUUAUGUUCUCGAUAUGCCCACCGACGAGGCGGCUUCCUUGUGGACAGAGAAGAUGAACGCUUAUCUCGAUUCUCUGGGACGGCCAAAGCGGUUGUUUAUUAUUGUAAAUCCAUAUGGAGGAAAGAAAGGUGCACUGAGAAUUUUCAAUACAGAGAUUAAGCCCCUUCUAGUGGAUGCUAAUGUCCUUUACUCCAUGAAAGAAACUAAACAUCAGCUCCAUGCUCAAGAAAUUGCUAAGACCAUGGAUCUUCUAAAAUAUGACGGAAUUGUGUGUGUCAGUGGUGAUGGUGUACUCGUGGAGGUAGUUAAUGGUUUACUUCAAAGGGAAGACUGGGAUAGUGCCAUUCAAGUUCCUCUUGGGAUAAUUCCAGCAGGGACAGGAAAUGGUAUGGCAAAAUCACUUCUACAUUCUGUAGGCGAUUUAUACUCCGUUUCAAAUGCCACAUUUUCUGUUAUUAGAGGUUACAGACGUCCUCUUGAUGUGGUCACUGUCGCACAAGGAAAGACUAAAUUUUUCUGUGUCUUGAUGCUUACUUGGGGCUUGGUAGCUGAUAUUGAUAUUGAAUCGGAAAAGUACAGGUGGAUGGGAAGUGCUCGCUUGGACUUUUAUUCUCUCUUACGCAUAUUGAAACUGCGAAAGUAUCACGGGCAUAUUCAGUUUGUGCCAGCACCUGGAUACGAAACAUACGGAGAACCAAUAACGCAAAGCUUUUGCAGCAGUGGCACUGAAUUUUGCAAAGAUGACCAGGGAGAUACAGUAACUGGCAGCUCGUGUGGCUACCAAGGCCUAGCAAUGGGCGCCUAUGGAUGUGAAUGGAGAUGUAUGAAUGGUCCUUUCAUUGCUGUUUCGAUCAACAAUGUACCAUGGGCAGCUGAAGAUGUGAUGCCAGCACCAAAUGCCAAGUUUUCUGAUGGCUACUUGGAUGCCAUAAUCAUCAGAGAUUGUCCAAAGUCAGUCCUCUUGUCGCUGAUGCUAAAGCUGAGCGAUGGAAGUUACUGCAAGUCGCCAUAUGUCACGUACUUCAAGGUCAAGGGAUUUCGGUUAGAACCAGGAAACAGAGUAGGCAAUCCCUCAAAGGGUGGCAUUGUCGACUCGGAUGGAGAGGUUAUAGCAAGGGGAGACUACUCUGAUUGCAAUAGUGGUAAACAGGAGAAAGAGCAUAAUAAUCUGAUGGCUUAUGGCCCUCCCAUCGAAAUGGCAGUGGAUAAGGGCUUGGCCACCAUCUUCUCACCCAGAUGCUGACGAUCCAUCUAGCAUUCUUUUUGGUCAACUCUUUAUUCUCGGCCAAAAAGGAAGAAAAGAAAACAUGCACAAUCGUUGUAUGAUAACUGUAAAUCAUUGUCUAUUCUCACAGUUGAUUAAUGAGCAAAUAUAAAUUUCUAAAGGUUGAGCCGUCAA